AUGGAUUCUUCCAAACGAACAAUCAAUAGCAAAGAAGAGAUGCAGGAUAUUUCUGAUGCCAACGGUCAACCUCUUGGGUUGGUUGGGAACCUUGUUCUACUCGAAGAGCUACCGGUAGACCGAAGGGAUCAGGAGAAAUCUCGAGUGACUGUCACUGAUGGUACAGUCGCAUCCAAAGGACCGGUUUCCUCAAAAAUGACUGAUCCUGCCAACACAGCAGCCAUAGUCAAAACCGCUGAAGGCCGUCAUCCCAGUCUUGACAUGUCAGAGAGCAACAACUCCUUGAUUGGCAUGACAGAGUUACCUGGGGCCGUAGCGAGCCCCGUGGAUAGUACAAGAGCAAGGUCAAGCCUACAGGUCUCUGGAACCAAUCAAAAUACUGGGAUGACACCAACGGCACCCCAUCAAUUUCCAGGACAGGACGAUGUACAACAAGAUCAACACCAUUUGAUAGGAGCAGUGGCAGUACGCGGGGCUGGAGAAGAGCAAGACAUAUCUUUAGGAACCAACAUUCCCGAUCUGGAACAGCAAGCUGUUGUUCACGACAAUGCGGGCCUGGUGGAAGCAGAGUCAGUAGAUGAACAGGAGGAGCCCAAAGCCAUCGCUGUUCCUGCCAUUGACAGCACCAACACCAGACAAUCCAUUACUCAGAAGGAUUAUUUCGAACAUGCGGAAGAAUCUGGAGAUGAUUUGGAUGUUGACCUUGCUCGAUUCUUGCUAGAGACAAGACAGAAAGCAUUUGACUGGAUUGUCAAUCAUGACCCCAUGCAGUUGGAGUAUGAUUCUCCCAACUUGAUCCAACGGUUUCUGCUGGUACUCUUCUACUAUCAGACCACAAGGCACAAGCCAUGGAAAGUGUGCAACCCGGGAGCAACCAACCGAAGAAGCUCAACAACCAAUUUCUGCUACCAAAUACAUCCUGUAACUGGUGACAUUACAUUAGACAUCUGGGAUGAUCAGUGGCUCUCUGACAGUCAUGAAUGCCAGUGGGCUGGAGUAAUCUGUGAGAAUGCCCAAUCAGAGGAAAAGGCAGUCACUGACCUACGCCUUGGAAGGAAUCAUCUCAAUGGCCCUCUUCCCUGGGAGAUCACAAGAUUGUCGCUGCUGAGAAUUCUACGGAUUGAUAACAACAUGCUGACUGGAACGCUGCCCCCAAGACUCUUUUCCAAGAAAGCCGGUUCUGGCCUGGAAACUCUUGUUUUGUCCUCGAAUCAAUUUUCUGGCACUAUUCCUGCAGAAUGGGUUGCAGACCUUCUUGAAGGAAGUGGAAAGCUUACCUUGCUGGCUCUGAAUAGGAACACUUUGACCGGGAUGAUUCCAUCAGAGUUGGGUCUAAUCUCUUUGAAAACCAUUUCACUCAAAGACAACUCUCUGACAGGUUCUCUCCCAGAAGAAAUAUUCAACCAAGCUUCGGUUACAUCGCUUCGAUUGGGAAGAAAUGAUCUCACUGGGACAUUGCCAAGUGAAGUUGGACUACUCACUAAUUUGCGAGUGCUAGACUUGAAUCACACGCAGAUUUCUGGAUCCUUGCCCUCAGAGAUUGGCUUGGCAAACCAGCUUAAUGAAAUCAUUCUCUCUAACACCAACAUGCAAGGGACAAUCCCUGAAGAACUCUUCACAGGACUUAAUCUUGGCUAUUUGUACUUGGAUGGGUGCAGCUUUACUGGGACUAUUAGCCCAUCACUGGGCCUUUUGACAAAUCUCAAAGAGCUGCACAUCUCCAAUAACCACUUCCAUGGCACUUUCCCCAAUGAGGUUGAGGCAUUGCCACUACUAACUGAGCUUGGGGUGAAUGGGAAUGAUCUAACUGGCACAGUUCCAGUCUCUUUCUGCCAGAAUCAAUAUGCUGGGAAAGAAGCUUACAAGCUUGUGGCUGACUGUUUGCCCAAUACAGAAACUGGAAUUCCUGCAAUCCAGUGUCCUUCUGGUUGCUGCACCAGUUGCUGUGAUGACACAGGAGUUUGCCUUGCCAACUGA
Molecule: messenger RNA, 1977 nt
Organism: Seminavis robusta
Lineage: Eukaryota; Bacillariophyta; Bacillariophyceae; Naviculales; Naviculaceae
Source: the annotation of a GenBank genome assembly